AUGCCUAAGAACGGUCGCAUUGUGAACGAUCCGCGACCUCGUCUCUCGGCUUCUCAGCAAGCCCAGAUACUGAGCGAUGUGCAACAGUACCGGCAACGUCCCAUUCAAGAUUUCAAGAAUCCGCGGGUUUCCUCGUUCAAACAAGCACAAUCGAGCACGCCGUACUCCUCCCUGGCCAAGUACAAAGUUGAUCGAGCGAAGCAACAGUUGCAACAGUUGCAGCAGCAGCAACAACAAGUGCAACAGCUUCUGCAACAACAACAACAGAAGAUCGCCCAGCAACUCGGUACUUCGAACUUCGUGAACGGUGGCAGCGGCGGUGGCAGCGGCGGCGUGCAAACGCCACACUACCAGCAACGGCAGCAAUACCAGCAACAACAAUACAAUCAGUACAAUCAAAAUGGCUUCCAAAAUCUUCAACAGGAUCUGUCGCAACCGCUGUUUAGCGAUCAGCAGACGGUACAGUUACAGGAAUAUCUCGAGAAGCAGCGCGAGCUGGAGCUGCUCCAGAAGCAACGGCAGCAGCUGCUGUACGAGCAACAGGAAUUGCGCAGGCAGCUGGAACUGCUGCGACUUCAGCAACUCCAGAGGCUCACUUCUACUACGCCACUUCCACCUACCGCGACAUCGAUCCCGAUCACCGUUAGCACCACUUCCUCACCGUUGUUGCUCUCUUCGCCGUCGGCGCGACGUAUCACGCCGUCGGAAGCGGAGCUUUUCCUUAAAGCAAUUGCUAGCCAUCAGAAGAAGUAUACGACGACAGCAGCAAGCACGACUACAACGACCACUACCACGCAACCACCUCCGCCAUCCAGACGUCUGAUUACCUCUAAUGCUCAUCAGGAGACAGAUAUACCGGAGAACUUGCUCAGCCUGCUGCAGGGUCAAGAGAGUCAAUUGUUGCAGCAAGGUAAACCGAAGCCGCAGAUCAAGGUGAUCUAUCAGACCGAUAAACCCAGCACGACGAGACAGACUUCCAGCGGCAGAAGCAGGAGCUCUCCACAGUCUGAGCGGGAAUUGUUGCUGAAGCAACUCAAACUCGCUCUAUCUCAGUCCGGCGAUGACGAUGACGUUGUCAGGAAUGUCACUACCAGGGAUCUGAUACUACCGAACGGCAAGAAGAUUCAGGUUAUUCACGCGCCGAACGGUUUAUCAUCCAUCGCAUCGAGUUCCACUAUUCAGACGUCAGCUAUACCGUCCUCGACGACCACCAUCAAGCCACCGAAAGCGCUCUUUGAGGAGCUGACGAAGGGCGGCGUACUGCCACCGGGUGCCGAUUUCGAGAUCAUCCGGCAGAAGAGCGACGGCAGGCUCGAGGAGAUCGGCAAGACGCCGAUAAUCCAGAAUCUACCGGCAAAGAAAGUCACGUUCGUUUUGUUGGAGGAACAGCCGGACGGCAGUUACAAGGUGCAGGGUAUCAAGGGUAACGCCAACGACAAGGAGAGUGGCACCGACGUCGAGUCCAUCGUCGAGAAGAUCAAGAAGGGCGAGCUGAAGCUGCCACCCAGCUCGCUCGGACCGACCACGCAAUCGUCUACGCUAGAACAUCUCGAGUCCAGCAUCGAUCCGAAUCUGAUAGUGUCCACUGGGAGUGUAUGA
Molecule: messenger RNA, 1599 nt
Organism: Temnothorax curvispinosus
Lineage: Eukaryota; Metazoa; Arthropoda; Insecta; Hymenoptera; Formicidae
Product: transcription factor SPT20 homolog
Exons: 2
Coding region: 1-1599 (532 amino acids)
Source: RefSeq, a predicted model, not a curated record